Messenger RNA from Babesia sp. Xinjiang, 972 nucleotides. Its product is annotated as DnaJ -like protein subfamily B member 4. The record is from RefSeq and is a predicted model, not a curated record. The transcript has 5 exons. Gene Ontology annotation, cellular component: cytosol. Gene Ontology annotation, molecular function: protein-folding chaperone binding. Lineage: Eukaryota; Apicomplexa; Aconoidasida; Piroplasmida; Babesiidae. The coding region runs from base 1 to 972 and encodes 323 amino acids.
AUGGGCCAGGACUACUACGCCAUCCUCGGCGUGAACCGUGGAUGUAACGAUGCCGAACUAAAGAAGGCAUACCGUAAGCUGGCGAUGCAAUGGCACCCGGACAAACAUCCGGACCCAGCCGCAAAACAAAAGGCAGAAGAUAUGUUCAAGAACGUGUCUGAGGCCUAUGAUGUGUUAUCCGAUCCUGAGAAACGAAAGAUAUACGAUCAAUUUGGAGAGGAAGGUCUCAAAGGUACAGCUGGAACUCAGGGCCACAGUGCUGCAGGGCACCAGUAUGUCUAUACGGGCGUGGAUCCAACAGAAUUAUUCAAGAAGUUUUUCGGUGCUGACCGUGGUUUCAUGUUUAACGGUGGUUUCGGAGAUGAUAUGGGUGGUUUUAGUGAGGCGUUCGGCAUGCCUCAUGGCGCCAGGCAACGCUGCCAAAAGUCUCCCAACUAUGAAUUGGACCUACCUGUUACUCUUGAGGAGCUCUACACUGGCACAGUUAAGAAGAUGAAAAUCACACGUAAGAGAUUUGCAAACGGUGGUGAGUACAAGGAGGAGCAAAUACUUAAAAUUGAUAUUAAACCGGGCUGGAAAGACGGAACCAAGUUAACAUUUUCUGGUGAAGGAGACCAAGCCGCACCUGGCAGCCCACCCGGUGACCUUAUAUUCAUCAUUCGUGCUAAACCACACCCAAGAUUCGUUCGUGACGGCAACAACUUAGUGUACAAGUUUACAGUCCCCUUAGUCAAGGCACUGACUGGAUUCCAGGCGACGCUGACAACAUUAGACAAUCGCAGGUUGACAACCAGAAUUGUCGAUGUCGUUUCUCCAUCGUACAGAAAAGUAAUACCCAAUGAAGGGAUGCCGAUCUCCAAGAGUCCAUCACACCGUGGUGACCUAAUUUUGGAGUUCGAUGUCACAUUCCCGCGUGUAUUAACAGCGGAGCAGAAAAAACAAAUGGCUGCUGCGCUGAACGAGACUGGAUAA